Aureobasidium subglaciale EXF-2481 is the source of this 1105-nucleotide messenger RNA. RefSeq lists its product as uncharacterized. The transcript has 3 exons. The coding region runs from base 62 to 907 and encodes 281 amino acids. Lineage: Eukaryota; Fungi; Ascomycota; Dothideomycetes; Dothideales; Saccotheciaceae. Gene Ontology annotation, cellular component: endoplasmic reticulum; endoplasmic reticulum membrane. The record is from RefSeq and is a predicted model, not a curated record.
GUCUUCUUGUCCUGCCCCUCUGUGAUCUUCUCGAAGACAUUGUAUACCACACAUACUCAAAAUGGUGUCUAUGAAGCUCAGCGCACUUGCGCUCUUUGCAUUGAAUGCUUUCUCUGCCUACGCUCAGGCCGCCGAAGUCGAGCAGGAGAUCCAGGAGCCUACCCUCCAGCAGUCGCCUAGAUUGAACGUCGAUGUCUCUGUUUCAUUCCCCAGCUCAGAGGUCUUUGGUGUCAAGCUCGUCAACGGCCACGCGACCAACGCCGUUCUGUCCAUUGCCAACCAUGAGACGGCACCCAUUCACCUUCGCUUCGUCGGCGGUUCUCUCUUGACCCCCUCCGGAGCACCCGGAGCUCCCGACCCACCCAAGGCUCUCAGCAACUUGACCAGCACCAAGUACGACUUGUUGGUUCCUGCUGGCGAGAAGGAGACUGCCACUUACAGCUUCGCUGUUGACAUGCACCCCAAGGAUGUCAACCUUAACCUGGCAGCUGUCUUCCAGGACCAGGCUGGCAUGCUCCACACCUUCCCUGCUUACAACGGCACCGCCUCUGUUGUUGAGGCUCCCACCAGCUUCUUCGAUCCUCAGAUCAUCUUCCUCUACCUCGUUCUCACUGGUGUCUUCGCCGGUACCGUUUACUUCAUCUACAACACCUGGGUUACCACCUUCUUCCCCCAGAAGAAGAGAGGCGGCAAGGGUGGUGAGCGCGCCAAGCGCUCAUCCGGUGGCACCAAGAAGGUCGACCCCGCUGACCAAGUCGCCGUUGUCGGUGCUGAUGGCCCUGCUGUCACCAGCGGUGCUAUGGCUUAUGACGAGUCUUGGAUCCCUGCCCACCACUUGUCUCGUCCUCAGGCCAAGCGCGUCGCAUCUGGCGCCAAGCCUAGAUCGAGAAGCAGACCUGCCGCAUAAACAAUCAGUUCAGGUCAUUGAGCAUCUCGUGUGAAGAAAACGAGAGCUUGGAAAGAUUUGUAUAUUGCAUGGAGAGGAUGUAUUCUAGCACCAAAAAGGAAAGGGCAAAUUUAGGAUAGCACAGCUCAUUUCGAGAUGGAGCGAAUGGCAAAACGAUCAUUACGCCUUUUAUCCCAUAGCCUCAGUCGAUUACGCCAG